GAGAGGUUCCUUUUGUUGGCGGGGUGCAGGGUACGCCCGCGCCUAUUGUGGACCCGGGGGUUUACCUGCUUCGCGGGGCGGCCUGGCUGGGCCUCGCUCACUAAGCGCUCCUCAGCCAGUUUCGUCAGCCAGCGCGCCGCCAGAAUAUCGGCUAAGUCCAGCCGGGACUUGUGCUCUGGCGAGCAGAUGCGAAAUUUUUCUAAGUGCGUACUGGCGGAGCAGAGACAGAGCAUACGUGAAGUUUCGACUCGACUGGUCUUACCGGGCGUAAGUCAUCUGCUCAGCUCAGCCUAAACGUCAAAAUUUAAAAAUAAUUUCACUUUUUGAACCAUCAAAAAUGGAGUACGGCCCUAGUAUUCGUAAUCUAUUCUUAGUUGUAAAAUUCGAUGAUGAUAAGGAAGGUGAUUACUGGGCUGUGCCCUUCACAUCAGUGGAUAGCUAUUCAGUUUGGGUUAAUUUGUGGAAAAGAGGUGGUGGUGUUCAAAGUAUGGCAGAUAAUGUAUGUGUAGUGUUCAAUGGUGUGGGAGACAUUCCGUUGGACCUUUCAAGUGAUCCACUGGGAACAAGGAAAUGUCCCAAGUGCACGAGAAAGCCCAUGUGUUGUCUACGGUCUGCAAAAGUAGCCUAUGGUCCUCGAGAAAAUUUGUGCUGCGUUCUGCUGUCAUACGAGAGACGAGUAACAGGAUAUGAUAGAGAAAAGGAUGAGGCUGCGGUUCUUCCAACAACUGAGGAGCAAGAAAGACGAUUCACAGGAUACGAUUGCGAUGAGAUAGCGGUUUCUCCAACAACUCAAGAGCAAGAUGCAGACUUCUCUCAAAACCAACAAAACUGUAUCAAAGAUACAGAGAAAGAAAAAAAAGCAUCCAAGAAAAGGAAUGAUUUCCAUAGCCUAUGCAACAGUUAAACGAUCUCCAGUUUAGCAAAAUAUGACCCUGAUUAUGAACGCUUAUUGUACAGAAUGGACUAUGACACUGAUUGUGAAGACUAGGUAAAAUCAAUGUGUAGCACUAAUAGUGAACCCUUAAAUAAGUCAUUUGUUUUAUAUUCUUUGUUCAUGGAAGCAACUAGUAUAUCUGUUUUUAUGUUGGUGUAAAUGUUUGUAAGAAUAACAGCUUUUCUUUCUCUCUACUGACUUCUUUGUGGCUGAAUUGUAUGAUUUUUAUAGAAAUGUCUUCUAAAUAAGAAUAAGAAAGUAUCACAGCCUAAUUAAUUGAAUAAGAACCACGCAUAUCUCCAGAAACUUUGGGGUUUUAAGUUAUAUGGAAGAAGUCUGUAUUGUUCAACACUACAAGAAAACCAAGCUUUUUAAAAUAAAUCCAUGGUUCUUAUUCAAUCAAUCAGUCUGGGAUACUUUCAUAUUGUUAUUUGGAAGACAGUUUCAUUAAGAUAUUCAGAUAGAGGAGGAGAAGAAAGGCAUUUUUUUAUUAUCUUGUGGUGCAACUUAGAUUCUGUUUAUAAAAUUUUGCACCGGGUUUAUGUAAGCCUGUGGUUGUUACAUUGGUUUAUUAUUUUCUAUAAGCUGUGUAAAGUAAGCUUGCAAAUUAGUCUCAUCACUCUGCUCUGUAAUGGGUACAUCUACUUUUGAAAUGGAAUCGGAAUCAAAUUAUCAAUCUGGCUGACCGAAUGAAACGUAAACUCACACCAUAUUAAAAACACUAAAGAUGUCAAGCAUAUAGGUAAGAGGUUCAGUUUCAUGUUGAUAAAUAAUGUUAUUUAGAGUGAGUUGAAGUGGAAAGUAGCCAUGGUAGAUGAGAGGGAGUGUCUAGUGCAUCCUACAUCAUUUUGAUAAAUCAUAGCUUGAGAAAAAUAUAUUUUCUGUACUCAAAGAAAUAAGAUUGAGUUUGAGUAAUUUUAUGGGUACCAUAAUGGAGUGUUGUUUACUAUAAUCUGUUUUUAGUAGGCUUUCAAAGAAGCACACACACUUUGGUGUGCCUAAUUUUGUCAAGUCAUAGGCAAGCAGACAAAAUAUGAGAGAAACCGAUACCAAAUCUUUUUCAUUCUUGUCAUAUUUUGUGGGAGCUGUGGGGCAAGUGUUCUACCAUUUAAUAUA
This is a messenger RNA of Frankliniella occidentalis (western flower thrips), 2050 nucleotides long. RefSeq lists its product as uncharacterized. NCBI's taxonomy places the organism in Eukaryota, Metazoa, Arthropoda, Insecta, Thysanoptera, Thripidae. The transcript is spliced from 5 exons. The coding region runs from base 338 to 904 and encodes 188 amino acids. The record is from RefSeq and is a predicted model, not a curated record.